AUGAUACUCGACAAAGAGGAUGAAGACCUCGACCUUGCCGGUUGGUUCAAUAAUCUGACUAUUGCUGCUGUAUUGGAAGAGACCAUAGAGGUUGAUGGCGCAUUUGUAGAGGAGCCUAAUAUAGCACGCGAACUCCCGAAGCUAUCCGUCGAUGCCACGUUCGACGAUCCGUUGGAGGGAAUGGUUUCAGAGGGUAAAUGGGAAGAGGGAGACAUAGCGGAUUUCGGAGUAUACGACUUGGACGAGUUUACUCCUGACUACGAGGAGAUACGUCAAGACUUCGAGCAACACGAGAUGUUUAAACCUCUAACCGGCGAGGAGACUAUAUCAAUCAACUUGGGCGAUGAUGAAAAUCCUAAAGAGAUUAAGAUAGGGGCGAACCUUUCCCCGGAAAUGUCUGAGUGCCCGAUCAAGCUUUUGAAAGAUUACCAGGACAUUUUCGCCUGGCAAAGAACAGGAUCAGUCACAGGGACUCAAAGCAAGAAAGGAAUCAUGUACGAGGAUUUCUCCAACAACAAGUUUAGAACUUUAAAACUAGCAGACACCAUCAUCAACGCCGGUGUCGAAGAGUUCAUUUCUGCGUUCGAGAGCCUUGCCAAUCUAACCGAUUCGCUUUUCAUUUUCAAUAUCCUGGAACAGUGGGACGCUUCAGUGCUCCACUUGGCAGCAAUCGUCGGCAAGGACGACAUCCUGAGGCUCGUGCUUGAUUUUGUCCCUGACCAUCUCAUAGCCGUCCAAAAUAGCCUCGGAAACACCCCCCUCCACGUGGCGGCUAUGGGUAAGAGAUCUAGAGCUGUUGCGCUGUUGAUUCGCCGGAUGAGAGACCUCCCUAAAGUCGAGGACAAGAACCGGAUCCUGAGGAUGAAGAACACAAGAGGAAACACCGCUUUGCACGAGGCCGUGCUUAAUGGAAAUGUCAACGGGACGCGCCAUCUGUUGAACGAAGAUUUGGAGACCGUGUACUGGAUGAAUAAGACUCACACAUCUCCCCUAUACUUGGCCAUCCAAUCCGAGGAACCCGAGAUACAUAAGCUUUUAUUUUCCCUCCGACUCGAACCAUCCAGGAUACAAGGCUUGCCACCCAUUCAUGGUGCCAUCUUGGAUAACCGCUUUGAUUUAGCUGCCAUGAUUCUCAAGGAAAACAUGGAGCUAUUUGCAAUGACCGACUCCAGAGGCGGUAAUGUAUUCCAUUUAGCAGCUUACCUAUAUCGGACCAAAGCAUUCCAAUUCUUAGAACCAAGGACUGAACAUUUGGCCCGACAAUGGGACAUGAAUGGGGAUCCUCCCAUUCAUAUUGCAAGCAAGAUGGGUUAUGUUGAACUAAUCGAGAAGCUACUUCCGGUAUCACCACAUUCAAACCUGCAAGGGCAAAACCUUCUUCAUAUUGCAGCAAAAUACGGGAGAGCUUCAGCAGUGAGGUAUAUGCUCAGACAUCCAAUACUGAGGAAGGAGAUACAUCUUGCAGAUCAUGCUGGAAAUACACCUUUACACUUGGCAGCGAUGUAUUCACAACCCGCCGCUUUGAUUCCUCUUGUGUUGGAUGAAGGAAUUGGUUCCAAAUAUAUGAACCACGAAUGCUUGACUGCUUUUGACAUUGCUUUAGAUCGCUUCAGAAGGGAGCCUACGUUACGGAAGCGAUUGACAUUAAUGGUGUUGUCUUCCUCGACAAUUGGGAAAAGUCAAGACUUAAACGGAACCUUUCUCCUAGUGAGGCCGGAAGCUCGAGAUGAAGCGUUUUCAAUAUUUGCCUCGCGCAAAAAGAAGCUAAACAGGGACCACGUGAAGGAUAUGAUUAACACCCGUCUGCUGGUGGCGACGCUUGUGGCCACUGUGACUUUCGCAGCUGGUUUUGCAGUCCCCGGAGGAUUUAGCGGCUCGGGCAUGGCUACUAUGUUGGACAAGAGAUUGUUCCAGGCCUUCGCAAUUUGCAACACCGUCGCCAUGUUCUGCUCAAUGCUCGUGGUCAUCAACCUCAUCUAUGCCCAGCAAAACGAUGUCGAAGUUGCGAUAGCUGCAAACCGAAACUCAGUGCUGCCGCUAUCAGUUGCGCUCCCGGCAAUGUCCAUUGCUUUCUUAACUGGUGUCACCUUGAUCGUUGGAAAACUCCCUUGGCUUGCUAACACCAUAUUUUAUUUGGGAAUCGUUUUCCUCCUACUGGUCUCAGGUGCAACAUUGUUAGAGUACCCUCCCUUACUUCAGACUCGUUAUCGUCCUAUCCGUCGAGCAAUCUUCUGGCUUGUUCGCACUUACAUUCAUUUAUGGGGAGUUCAGACUUACCUUUUGGAUGACUCCGAAGACGACAGAACGACUGGCGGGAUCUCGACUAGUGGGUCUCGAGAUGGUGAUGGUGAUCUAGGGACUGGCGACUCGGCGACAGCAAAAUGUGGAGACGCGCCACAUCCUCCAAGUCACUAA
Molecule: messenger RNA, 2415 nt
Organism: Rhodamnia argentea
Lineage: Eukaryota; Viridiplantae; Streptophyta; Magnoliopsida; Myrtales; Myrtaceae
Product: protein ACCELERATED CELL DEATH 6-like
Exons: 6
Coding region: 1-2415 (804 amino acids)
Cellular component (GO): plasma membrane
Molecular function (GO): protein phosphatase regulator activity; protein phosphatase 1 binding
Source: RefSeq, a predicted model, not a curated record